CGCUCUACAAAACGUGUAUCGGAGUUGUGAAAGUUGAUGUGUUUUCCAGCGCGCGCACGCCGAGGCCAAGAUGAUGCGGGAGUGCUUGUCCACGACGGCGUACAGCCUGGGCGCGCAGCUGCUGCCCGACACGCUCGGCCUCAAGCAGCCCAGGUCCACGGUGUCCAUCGUGCCGCCUUGUCUGUAUGGAUCAGCUCUCAGGGCCGUCAAGUUCCAAAGCGACCCGACCGUGGUCCCCGCCAAGCGCGUCUCCUCCACUGCCACCUCCGCCGCGUCGCGCCGCGCGCCGGGCGACAAGCGGCCCGUCGUCCUGGAGGAGCCCUCCUCCUACCUGCGCUUCCUGCGCCGCUCCGACCGCGCCAACUUCCGGCCCGCCUGGCGGCCGCAGCAGCCGGACGACGUGCUCACGGACACCGCGGCUGACCAGGUGGUGUCGGAGCUCUGCCAGUGGAUGCAGCAGCUGAGCGCGCAGGAGGACCGCGACGAGCAGGAGCCCCGCACCUCGCUCACGUGCGACGACGUGCGCAAGCUGUUCGACAUCAACCUGGAGGGCCCCGCGGCACGCGCGCUCGCCGUCAACGUCAAGGAGCUCGUGUGCGUGCCCAACACCAUGGCCACCGACGCGCACGCCUACCUGCAGUCCAACCUGACCCGCGUGCGUCUGGCCGUGCGCGCGGACCUGCGUGCUGAGGGCCGCCCCAUGCGCACGCACGCGUUCGGCCGCAGCAUCCCCAUCGGGGACCCGGCACACUGGAGGCCGCCCCGGAACAACACCCAGGACCGCUGGAGGCUGGACUUCGUGCCCUCGGACCUAGCCUCCAUGGAGGAGAUCUUCGGCGGCGACGUCACGCAGCUCAAGGUGACGCGGGACUUCAUCGAGUACCUUCGGAUGAAGAAGGCCCCACUGCCGCCGUGUCUUCGAGGCCCCCGCGGUGGCCUCCUCAAGAGGCUGCACCACACGCCCACCACCGCCCCCGCCACGCCCACCACCACGCCGACCAUCAUCACGACCACCACCUAGAGAGCCACCUACACUGGUAGCCAACGAAUGUGACGUCACAUUCGUUGGCUACCAGUGUAGAGUCCUCUCUGAGUCUCUCUGAGUUCACAUGUAAGUUUCUCUCUGAG
Thrips palmi is the source of this 1128-nucleotide messenger RNA. RefSeq lists its product as uncharacterized. The coding region runs from base 71 to 1021 and encodes 316 amino acids. The transcript has 7 exons. The record is from RefSeq and is a predicted model, not a curated record. Lineage: Eukaryota; Metazoa; Arthropoda; Insecta; Thysanoptera; Thripidae.